Solea solea (common sole) is the source of this 3694-nucleotide messenger RNA. Its product is annotated as transmembrane protein 150A-like. The transcript has 8 exons. Bases 291 to 1163 code for a protein of 290 amino acids. The record is from RefSeq and is a predicted model, not a curated record. Lineage: Eukaryota; Metazoa; Chordata; Actinopteri; Pleuronectiformes; Soleidae. Gene Ontology annotation, biological process: protein localization to plasma membrane.
CUGCUAAGAAAACGCUGUUUUUAAAGGGAAACCAAGGUUGUUGAGGUCUGUGCUGGGCUCAGCGGGCUGAAGGUUGCUGCUGGUUGCAGGGCCGUGUGGAGCAGAAGAGCUGCGCCAUUCCCCUUUUAUCCUCUCAUGUCCCCUUCCCCUGUGUGUUCCCCCCCGUGUGUAAGUGACCCCACACUCCCACCCCAGCCCCUAGCCUUAUCCGUCCCGUUGUGUCAUCACUCCGGCCCGAAGCCUCUCCUCUCACCCCAUGCUUGGAACAAAGCCUCCUCACUGCCAGCCCAAUGACUGCCUGGAUCGUCCUGCCUGUCAGCCUGUCUGCCUUCUCCAUCACAGGAAUAUGGAUAGUAUAUGCCAUGGCUGUGAUGAAUCACCAUGUUUGUCCUGUGGAAAACUGGUCUUACAACGUGACGUGCACAGAGGAGCUGCCGCGACCAGGCUUCCCCAAGACAUGCUGCACCAUCCAGGACAUCCCCCUUAUCAGUAAAUGUGGCUCCUUCCCUCCUGAAAGCUGCCUGUUCAGCCUGAUUGGCAACGUUGGAGCUUUCAUGGUGGUGAUGGUGUGCCUUCUGCGCUACGCCCAGGUGAUCGAGCACAGUCACAGAUGUUGGGUGAACACCAGUGCUAUGGUGUCUGGUUGCACUAACGCUGUGGGUCUGGUCAUGGUGGGCAACUUUCAGGUCGAUCAUGCCAAAUCUCUGCACUAUGUGGGCGCUGGUGUUGCAUUUCCAGCAGGGCUGCUGUUUGUGUGUCUGCAGUGUGUGCUCACAUACCGCGUGGCUGUCACUGCCCUCGACUACUGGAUGGCACAUUUCCGAGUAGCUCUGGCUCUGGGAGCCAUGGUUUCUCUGGUCCUCAGUGGCAUCUUCUUCAUCCAUGAGAGCUUCAUCCUGCAGCACGCCGCCGCCAUCUGCGAGUGGGUCUUCACAGUAGACAUCCUGGUCUUCUACGGCACCUUCACCUACGAGUUUGGCACCGUCACCAGCGAGACCUUGAUGACGGGCCUUCAGCGGAGUCACCACGGCUCCGGCGUCAUCCUCGGCUCCAGGGCCCGGGGCUCGACGCUAAGCGGGGCGACCAAGGGCCUUAAGUCUCCCGGGGGAAGCAGCACAUCCACACAUCUCAACUGUACGCCAGAGAGCAUAGCCAUGUUGUAGCUCUGCAUCACUGCCCAUCACAUCUGUGCAGAGGUGCUUCAUGGGCUCGCAACAGGAGAAGCAGCAUGUGGAGAGAGAGAGAGAGAGAGGGUCAGGCUACAUCCACAUUACUCUGUUUUUGUUUAAAAAUGCAUCAUUUGUGCUCCAGAUACACCUGCCAUGCACAUUACCCUGGGUAUUUUAGAGCUCCAACACUAGGGACAUUUGAAAUCUCUGUGGCUGCGUUUUAGUCCGGACCAGCAGAGACGGAGAUUUUCGGUUACGGUUCCCUGCGUUCACUUCCAGACCGGUUCCUAUCGGCCACAAGUCGACUAUCAGUGACUUUCAGUUUCACCUCGUCGUCCUUCUGAUCGUUACUUUUCAAACGUGUUGGGUUUUCUGGAGCUAGGGAGGGAAUCAUUUUCCUGUUUUUCCUGUUUUCGGCUGAAACGCAGAGGGUUUUUAUCCGAAGAGGUCGUUUUUUCAAAUAAAAACAUAGUCAUAUGGAUGUUGCCCAAAGUUCUCGUACGUUAAACCACUGAACGACACAGGUGUCUUCAUUCUGUUGUUGUUUUUUCUGUUUCACCAAACACUGAGGCAAACGUCCUCUGUAGCCACGUCGAGACGAGGACUGAAUGUGUGGAGUUAGUUUGAAUCGUGCAGCCAUGAAUGUUUGUUUUUUUUUUCUUCUUCUCUUUUGUUAAAUAAAAACGUGUCACUUGUGUGAUGGUGGAAAUGUAAAUGACCUAAAAGCGUAAGGAUUUUUCUCCCCCUCUUCAUGAACUCCAUGCUUCUUCAUGGCCCCACCCGUCUUUGCCUUUUGCUUUUCUCUGCACGGCACACUUUGAAUGAGAGAGAAACACUUUUGUUUUUGCCUAGCGAGUAGAAAACACUGAAUGCUUGAGAUGUGUAUCGUGAGUAGUGGUGUAUAUUUUACCGGCUGUGAGCAUAUAUGGCCUUUUUUUUUUUAAAUGAGUUAAUCAAGCAUAAAUGUUUAUUUAAAUUAUGAAGCAAAAUUCCUUAAAUUCAUGUAUUUGGUUGCACAAAUUUUUUUUCUUUUCUUUUUUUACAUGAUGUAUAUUAUUAUAUGUGUAUCUGGAGCCGUGAUUAUUCCUGAGAUCAUAAUCCAUUUCACUGACACGCGAGCGCUCGGUUGACGACGUCUCGGAGUUUGCGCGAUCUGCCGACCUCUUUUUUUUUUUUUUUUGAUUUCCUGUCACUGUCAUGUUUGGUGCAAUAAUUGCCAUCAGUCCAUCUGAUCAUUUACACUCCACUGUGAGUGAACAAUGCCUUUGUCAGUGUGUUGGAUUUGAACAUAGGGCUCUCGUUUCGCUUUCCAAAAAAAAGAUAUUGUGGCACUAAGAAGUGACCUCCAGCUAUACAAUCCAACUAAUGCACACAGAAUAAGUCUGUUCUCGCGUGCACACGUCUGGUGUGAUUCCAGGCUGGCCCCUUGGAAGCCUUAUAUAUUUCAUUUUUACAGUUUGACACCUGCUGGUGAGGAUACUCGUCCACCUUGUGCCAUAAAACCUCAUGGCUUCACAGCGGUGUCCGUGCAGCGACACCACGCGUGUUGCAUAGAGUGGAGCGUUUUUGUGUCGUAGCUUUAAUGCCAGACUGCCACUGCUCAAACUCCAACUGACAAAUGCCAUUCGUGUGUUGCGUCGACAUGUGACAAAAAAAACAAACAAAACAGUGUUCUGCCCUAAGUUUAACUGUCUUAUCCACUGGAUGCCAGCAAUACACAUUUUUAAAUGUCACAUCACCUACCUCCUUUUAUGAUUUCUGUGGGUUUGAUGAUGUUUAAAUGAGGAGGCUAGAUUUCCAACAUGUCGCGCAAAGUAUUUCAAUUUAAUAUGACGAAUGGCUGAGGACUCGUGUCAGGUGUGUGUGUGUGUGUUUUGUUGUUUUCCACACAGGUCAAUAACCGCUCAUCCUCUCCAGGGCUGCAGCAAUCCCGUUUUUUUCUUCUGUAAUCUUGCCAAACAAUAUCUGGAUUAUCGAUCAGUUUUUCUGUGCGAUUGCACAGGUUUAGCCUUAUCCCACGUACUGUGCUCGGGAGUUGUGUUGAGAUUUUGAUUUUUUUUGUGUUCAGCUGUAGCCUGUUUUCAUCAUACUGUAACCGGAGUCACGAGGUGUGACGACACAAUGGCAGCUUGUUUGAGCCCAAAUUUGAAGUCGUAUUUUACAGACUUUUUUUCCUGUAAGCUCAUAUUCAUACAUACAUACGGUGUGUUUCUACACGGGAGGAUUGUGUGUUCCUAAAAGGCUGCCUGACCUGUACGCGUGUUGUUGAACUCGAGCAGAAGCAACACAGAAAGUAUAAACUUGUAUUAAUCUCAUCUUCUCUCUUUGGAAAAAGGUUGGACAGUGAUAAAUGGAGGAGUAAUAGAUUCCUGAAAACAAAUCAACACAGAUUCUUGUUUCCUUUUCUUUCUUUUUUUUUUUUUAUAAAUUCUGUAAAUACUUAAUGAUUUGUCUAUCAUUUAGGUAUUUUGAUUUGACAGAGAUUUAUAUUCAAAUAUAAAAUAAAAAUGAUAAAUUAUUAGCAA